Messenger RNA from Penicillium longicatenatum, 1563 nucleotides. Its product is annotated as putative AMP-binding enzyme. The transcript has 5 exons. The coding region runs from base 1 to 1563 and encodes 520 amino acids. The record is from RefSeq and is a predicted model, not a curated record. Lineage: Eukaryota; Fungi; Ascomycota; Eurotiomycetes; Eurotiales; Aspergillaceae.
AUGGCAUCCACCACCUUUCCGUUGCCAGGAAUAGAACAUGGCAAACGUAUUCUCACCUCGGUGAUUGAACAGCGGGCUAAAGGUGGUGCCAGUGAAUCCUGGAUGUCAGUCCCGGUAGACGAGACGAAUCUGUCCCUCGGUUAUAAGGAUCUUACCUUUUGGCAACUGAACAAUGCCGCCAAUCACGCGGCGCACUGGUUGAGCGACAAUCUUCCCACUGGCGAGCCAUUUCAAUGCUUUGCCUACACAGGUCCAAAAGAUCUCCGUUAUCCGAUUUUGGCUGUCGCGGCAGCCAAAGCACAGAAAGUGAUGGUACUACCGUCACCAUUAGUCACUCCCGAGGCCCAGUUGCAAAUAUUUGAAAAGAAAGGCUGUACGCUUUACCUUAGGCCUGAGGAAAUGGCUGAGUCUGUAGCAGGAAUCUUAAAGGACACUUCGCAUAUCCAACCUAUUACCUGCCCAUCCUUGGAGCAUUUCCUGAAUGAGACGGAAGCUGUCCCAGUCAACUAUCCAAAGUCAUGGGUAGAAGGAAAAGACGACCCUUGGUUGGUCUUUCACACUUCCGGGACAACGGGAAACCCCAAGCCUAUCACCUAUUCACACCAGAUGAUGGCUGGAGCAGAUAAAGCAGCUUCAAUCCCUGAUAUUGAGGAGUCUCACAUACAUCAAUAUGCCCAAAGAAGAUGGUAUACGCCUUUGCCUUCACUGCAUUUCGUUGGAAUGCUCAUGACGCUUUCUAUGACGACCUUUGUCCAUAUGAUAGCCGUGAUUGGCCCUGCUGGUCCCCCAUCUCCAGAUGUUAUUACCGAGGUCCUUCGGCAAGGACGAGUUGAGGGAGCACUGCUUCCGCCGGUACUCAUCGACGCCCUCUGUCUCUCACCUGAGGGACUUCAGGCCCUCAGGGACCUCAGAUAUAUUCAUUUUGCUGGUGCUCCGCUAUCUGCUAACACCGAAUCUGGUGGUUACUUCACAACCAUACAUGGCAAACCUGAUAAAUGGGAUUAUCUUGCCUUCCAGAAACAUGCUGGAGCCAUCUUUGAGAAACAACUAGGUGAUCUGCACGAGCUUGUAUUUAUCCGUAACCCGAGUUGUGCGAUGCAGCAGAUAUUCACAGUAUAUCCAGACCGCGAUCGAUUUGCAACGAAUGAUUUGUGGGUUGAGCACCCUACUGAAAAGGGUCUGUGGAAGAUCAUCGGCCGAAGCGACGAUUAUGUUUGUUUAUCCCAUGGAGAGGGAUUGCAUGCUUCGCUUCUAGAGCCUGAAAUUACGGCCCAUCCAGCCGUCAAUAAUGCACUUAUCGGAGGGCAUGGAAGACAGUCACCUGUGCUCUUGGUGGAACUUGCUAAUGUCGCAAAUGACGAGUCUCGUGAGAAGGUGCUGGAGAAUCUGUGGCCCUACAUUGAGAAGCUCAACGCGCGAUGCCAUGCUUCCGUUAAGAUCUCUCCAGAAAAGGUAAUCAUUGCUUCGGAGGAGAAGCCAUUCAUUAUGACUAUCAAAGGAAGCGUGGCGAGAAUGCAGACUUUGCGCUCAUACGAGGAUGAGAUUGCUGCACUAUUCGCUUAA